AGAGUGCAACAGGCUGAGAAGCAACAUGAGUUGCCUGGAAGACGUACCUUUCAGAAUGUCCUCAAGCUUCGUAGAGGAUUCUGAGAGGGAGGCAAACUUUGUGCGUGCCCCUGAGUUUGACAUGCCCGACUACGAAGAGAUUCUCCUGUGGACAAUGCAUGAUUUCUUACUAGAGAAGAGGGUCCUGUAUUGGGCAGAGUCUGGCUCUUGGCAAGACAUCCCCUGGUGCCAAGUGACCACUGAUGUUAUCCCAACAGCUCCGCCUUCCUGGCUGCUCUUUGCGGACUCAGAAGAAAACAGCCACGAGGAGACCGGAGAAAGCAGCAUGGCGGAAGCACCUCCUGUGUACGAGUCCAGCGUGAGUCCAGACGGCAGCGACGAAGCUCAACCGAUAGCGAGUGGGAAUGGAGACCAACACGCUGCGAAGGGCGAGGACCCCAAAGGCGAGGGGUCUUCCUCAGCCAACUCCACAGAAAGCAAGCGAGAGAAUCCACCUGAGCCCAAACCUGUUCCGAGGCCUGGUGCUUUUGCUCGUUUUUUCGGCCUCCCCCAACCGAAACCAAGGACUUCACCGGUCCCGCCACCGACUGUUACCUUGGAGAGCAACUGCCCAAAGCCAUCCCUGAUCAAACAGAGACAGUCUCUGCUGUUGUUAAACAAUGUGAAGAAUGAGUGGGAACGAGCCAAGGGGAAACUGGCAGCUUUCCUGCACCCCUUGACUCAUUCUUCAACAGAGUCCAGCUUGGCUUCCAGAUCCGUUCCUCUGAGCCAGCGCAACCGCAACAACAGGAACCUGAGAAACAGAUCUGCCUCAGACGCAUCUGCAAUGGGGACUUUAAUGCCCACGCCCUCAUCUACAACGUCCGGUGCUCUGCAACCCCCCACUUCUGCAGGUUCGGUCGCUCCCAUUCAAAAGCACAAGCCCACAGUUGCCGUAAGAAACGAAUCUUCUCUUGUCUUUGUCUUCCUUCUCCUUUUCAUAAUGGGGCUGAUCCAAUCACCUCCAAUCUUCCUCUGGCCUAUGGAGACUUCCCACCAGGUCUGGGAACAGAACAACUGGACUCGAGUCCAGUUUCACCUUAGAGACCCACAAGAGUUUCGGGAUAUGAGCUUUCGAGGGUCUUUGACUCUCGCGGAAGUGCAUUGGGCCCGUAACCUGUUGGGGUUAACUGGUAUAGUUAGUUACUGGUAUAGUUACCCACGACUUAGCAGAGUGCUUUAA
Heteronotia binoei (common prickly gecko) is the source of this 1222-nucleotide messenger RNA. It is a transcript of the gene UBAP1L, whose product is annotated as ubiquitin associated protein 1 like. Gene Ontology annotation, cellular component: ESCRT I complex. Gene Ontology annotation, biological process: ubiquitin-dependent protein catabolic process via the multivesicular body sorting pathway. NCBI's taxonomy places the organism in Eukaryota, Metazoa, Chordata, Lepidosauria, Squamata, Gekkonidae. The record is from RefSeq and is a predicted model, not a curated record. The transcript is spliced from 2 exons. Gene Ontology annotation, molecular function: ubiquitin binding. Bases 26 to 1222 code for a protein of 398 amino acids.